CUAUUAAUGGAUUAGCUAACAAUAAUGCAUUGCGCAAUAUUAAUGCUAACCAGUUUAGAGAUGGAGCUCUUCAAAUAAGAAAUACAGUUUCAGCCGACAACAAUGCAAUUGCUAUACCAUUAGUGCCAGCACAUACUGUUUUCGAUGAAGAUUGGUCAAUAGCUGGUGGACAACCAACAGAUUUAGCUCCCAAUGCCCCUAAUGCUAAUGCAGGAGGUAAUACUAUUUCCCCUGGUAUUCGUAUUGGACAA
Messenger RNA from Acaulospora morrowiae, 251 nucleotides. Lineage: Eukaryota; Fungi; Glomeromycota; Glomeromycetes; Diversisporales; Acaulosporaceae. The record is from the annotation of a GenBank genome assembly.